CUCGCUUUUCACAGGUCGAGUACACUACCUUAUAUGGAUAGCAUUAUUUAACACGUGACAGAAUUUUUGUCAAACAGAUUCUCCAAUCCAGUGAAUGAGUUGCAAUGCAUGACGGUCUACAACGUGUGUACGAUUCAACAGACGCACGUGGUUUUUGUCUGUUUUAUUCACAAUAUUUAAUUGCUUGCCGGAAUGUUUGUACAUCUUGAUUUUUACUUUAGAAGGUAAAAAAGGAAAGAUUACGUACCAUUAACUUUGUUCCAUGCUCACAUUGAAAAAUACUGUUGUUUUAUUUGAUCAAUUGUUGCUUCAAAAAUGAUCAGUAUCAAACGACUGACAAACAUACGCAUACAAGUACAUACAGGUUUUGAUAAGAAAAAACUGCACAGUUGUGUAUUGGUGACUUUUUCAUUGUGCACUAGAAAUAAAUACAGGUAACCGUACAUUUUUAACAUACGUGAAUAGCCACGGUAGUAGAAAUGCACAAAUAUACAAACGCAGAAGCGCAAGCUGUGCAGCAUAUACUAUUUUGUCCGUUAAGCAUUCUGAUGAAUGUCCCUGAAGAAAAUAUCAACGCGCAUUCUAAUAAUGUUGUCUUAAAUAUGGGAUAUCACGUGAAAAAACGGUACUCGCUGCUUCAUAUUCUAGAGGACGUACCUCUCUUUUGAACGUUGACAAUGGGGUAUUUAAAUAGGUUGAUAUAAGUGCUCAUAUGCAAUAUUUUUUAAAUGUGAGCAUAGAAAUUGAAGUUCAGACAUAAUUGUCCAUAUUAAUUUCAUAAAUUCUGAAAAAUCAUUCAAAAUGAGUUUCCAAAGAACAAUUAAAAAUGGUAUAUAUUUUCAAUACGCUUUGUAUACACUGAAACUUGUAGUAGCCCACAAUGCCUUGCAACUCAUUCACCUGAUUGGUUUGUCGAUAAAAGUAAACAGAUGGCUAAUUUAGUAUGCAGAUUUAUGCCGACGUCACAAAAUAUAGUGGUCUCGACCUGUUUCAGAACAAUCGUUGAAUUUCUUCAAAGUAAACAAGUAUAUUUCAAAGUUUCGAUAUUUAUUGAUAUGUCGGACCAAAUUGGCAGCGUUUACUAUAUUCUUCUUGCCGAUAAAAUAGGAAAGAAGAAAGAGAGGGGAAUCGUACGGACGACAUCUGAAUACGUAGAAGUGUUACCUGGAACUCUAUUGUUUCUAACGGAAGAACGAUUUGAUAAACAGACGUACAUUCUGUGGUGGAUAUUAGGGACUUUAGACCAAGAAAAUAUUGAAAUCGAGUGUCAACCGAUGGAUACUAGACAACUGAGCAAGUCGGAGUUUGCCCUUCUUCAACCUAUUCCCGAUUGUGAAGAACGUCUGUCCAUUUUGCAAGAUCAGUUAUGGCUUAAAGAGGGGGCAGAACUCCAAAUUUAUGACCAUGUGACGGUAGCCGUAAAGGGACAACCUUAUUUGAAGGGGAUAAUUAAAUACAAAGGAGAAUUACCCGGAGUGAAGGGGAUUCAAUUCGGAAUAGAACUACUGGGGGAAAGUAAAGGUAAGGGAACUUGUGAUGGGAUGAUCCGAGAUAGACGAUUUUUUACCUGUGAAAAAAAUUGUGGAAUUUUUGCAACAAUUCGCGACAUACGGAGAGACCAAUAUGCUGACCGAUCAGACCGAUUGUACCAAGAGGAGCAAAAGCAGAUUAGGGAGUCCGGACUUAAAGAGAAGGACAGAAUCGUAUGGAUUAGUGACAAUGGUCCGGAGUUUGGGGAGGUCAAAUGGAUUGGGAUUCUGCCGGACAGUAACAGAAUGGAUAUCACAGUGGGGGUUGAAUUUGACAAUCCAGUUGGAUCAGGUACUGGAAAGUACAAAGAGCACAGACUGUUUUUUGCAAAAACAAACCAUGCAUCGUUAGUUCCUAUAAUGGGUAUAAUGAAGGCUAGUGUGUACAUGGAAAUGAACCAAUGGACAGGACCCUUAAAUGACUUUAUCGUGGCAAGCAAUCCGCCCUGUUCUAAAAAACCGUACCAGGUUUGGAACCAUGACAAAACUGUGGGCAGAAUAAUAAGUGCCUCAAAGCUAGAGGAACUGCAACUGAAAGCAAAGGAAAAAUUUGACAUUAGCACCAACGUUAAGCUGGUCCUAGAAAAUGGGUGUAUAAUUGAUGAUGAAGAGGCCUUCCAGUUACUUCAGGGUAGUGUUAGUGCAGUGUUUUGCCUCAAAGAAGGUGAAAGUCUGUCAUUUGCAGGACCAUCCACUCAGUCUUCCGCAUCAGGUGGUAAUUCCAGUCAUCGCUUACAUCUAAAGCAACACACAAGAAAUAAACAAACUUCCACUACUAGAAUUCCUCAGGUGCCCGAAUGCAUAAUUUGUGAAGAGAGAUUCUCCGACACAUUUUUCAUCCCAUGUGGACAUAUCGCCUGCACAGUUUGUGCAGAAGAGUUGACCAAGAGAGGAAAACAAUGUCACAUUUGCAGAGGAAUUUUCACUUCAACCUCCAAAUUGUUUUUUUGACAUUUAUACCCAGUCAUUGUUUUUGUAUUAAACACUUAUUUGAUUGCUAAAUAGUGAACAACUUUUGUUUUAAACACUCUUGUAAAUUUUAGUAGCAUAAAAACUGACGUCCUGUAUGUUUCAGUAGCAGAAAACUAAUGAGUUGUUGACCAUGGUUAGUGGAGAAUUUCUUAUUUGUAAACUGAUCUUUUUUUAAUUGGCCUGCCUGCUAUUAACAUUUUAAUAAUGUUUUAAGGUUUUGUGCAGUAGUAGAAAACUAUUGUAUAUAUAGAGUGAGGUCAAACUAAUAUUUACUAAUUUUGAUUCAUUGUCAGGAAGAACAUCUCGCAUGUUUUAAAAGGUUUGACACUAGCCAAGAUUUGCGGAUCUGCAUGUUAGAUGGUAAAAAAAUAGACAUUCCUAGAGUUGAUUUUAAAAAAAAAUACAUUGAGGAAAAAUUACACGGAUUAUCAGGAAGAGACGAGUUUUGAUAAAAUUGUAAAAUAAAACUAAUUGUCGUUU
This is a messenger RNA of Magallana angulata, 2981 nucleotides long. RefSeq lists its product as uncharacterized. Bases 930 to 2480 code for a protein of 516 amino acids. Gene Ontology annotation, biological process: regulation of apoptotic process; apoptotic process. The record is from RefSeq and is a predicted model, not a curated record. The transcript has 7 exons. Lineage: Eukaryota; Metazoa; Mollusca; Bivalvia; Ostreida; Ostreidae.